UCACCUGUCACCUACUCAAUUGCCGUUUAUUUCAUUCAUUUCCCCGCCCUCGCUUGGAAGACGCCUACUGUGUCCGCGUACCGCUGAUCGUCCUCCACUAUUCUGUCUUCUUACGACCUCCCUCGCCAUGCAUCUGGCGAUGCUGUGAAGAAAAGGCACAGGCGGGAAUCAGCGGAUGGGAGCUGAGAAUGAUGUCCUCUUACUACCAUCCAGCCAAGGAGGCAGACAUGGCGGCCAUGGCGGAGCCGCUCUGCCUAGAAAGAGAUGUGUGCAGAGUGAUUGAGUUGUUGGACAGGUUGCAGCGCAGAGGUGAGCUGCCUCCGCCCAAACUUCAGGCCUUGCAAAGAGUCCUGCAGAGCAAAUUCUGUGCCGCCAUCAGAGAGGUAUAUGAGCAGCUGUAUGACACCCUGGACAUUGUCGGCGGACCAGAGGUGCGAGCCCAGGCAACAGCCAAGGCCACAGUGGCGGCCUUUGCAGCCAGCGAGGGCCACGCCCACCCACGGGUGGUGGAGCUGCCCAAGACAGAAGAGGGGCUGGGCUUCAAUAUAAUGGGGGGCAAAGAACAGAACUCCCCCAUCUACAUUUCCAGAGUGAUACCUGCCGGCGUGGCUGAUCGCCAGGGGGGGCUGAAGAGAGGAGACCAGCUACUGUCCGUCAAUGGAGUGAGUGUGGAGGGCGAGCACCAUGAGAAGGCUGUGGAGCUGCUGAAGGCUGCGCAGGGCUCUGUCAAGUUGGUGGUGCGCUACACUCCCAAGGUCCUCGAGGAAAUGGAGGCUCGCUUUGAGAAGAUGAGGACGGCCCGGAGACGACAGCAGCACACAAGCUACUCUUCUCUGGAGUCCAGGGGCUAAUGGAGCCAACGCCUUUGUCCACAUCAUUAUCCAUCCUACCUGAUGCUUGUGUCCCUGUUGGAGGCAUGUCCAUCGAUGAGAAGUAGAAAACCAAAGUAGCCUACUAACGCCUGCUACCUGAAAAGAAGCCAAAACACUGCAGUUUGGCUUUGUUCCUGUCCCCCUUCUCCCUAUUUCUUAGAAUCGUACAGAGGUGCGUGUAGGGUCCAAUCCUGUGGUGUGAAAUCUUCUCCAGUGUCCAAACCACAGAAGGGCAAGGUCUUACAUAGAUAUACAGUAUAUGAUACUUAAAGCAAAACUGCACUUUUUUUGGAAUUUUGCCUAUCUUCCACAACCCUUAUUUCCUUUUUCUGUGCGUUCUAAAUAGAGAAAACAAGUUUGCAUGAGGGAGCAAACAAUGCACGUCAUUGGACUAUAAAGCCCUAAAAAAAAAAAAAAAAAUUACAUAACUGGCGUGUACAUUAACCAAGCUACAGCGAUACUGUUAGAGUAACACAAUGCCUCAAGCCACUGCCGACAGUUGACGGGCUCAGUCCAAAUCAGUGAGAUAAGACAUCAAUCUGUACAACAGACAACCAAAUUAUUGGUAAAGUAGUGCAGCAGAAACGCUCCACAUUUAUUCCACCGAAUCAUGCCGGUUUUGACACGCUCACUGAUUGUCUGCUGCGACGUUCUACUUUCUCUUCUUGCCAGUUCAGCUAUUAAAACCUGUAGCUCAUCCUCCGUAUAGUCAGGAUUUGUCCAAAGCUAAUCGUUGUCAGCACAAAGUCGGCCAUGAUGAGUAAUAGCAAUCACACACACUCUUUCUAUGCUGCUGUUGGACGGAAGUAACAUUGGUUCCUAUGGGCUUUGUGAAAUCAAAGCGCCUAGGAAAGAAGUUCCUGCAGUGUUUAAAUGAUCCAAAUUACAUGUUAUCAUGAAUGUACCUGAAAAUGCUAAAAUGUUGUUCGAGGGCUUUAUAGCCAAUAAAGGUGUGUCCCAUUUCGUGCGUUAUUAGCUCCCUCAUGCUUACUCGUUUUCUGUUUUUAGAACACACAGAAAAGGGAAAGAAAUAUGUGUUCAUGUUUGAUGUAAGAAUUGUGGGUGAUGGGCAAAAUUCCCCCCAAAAGUGCAGGUUUCCUUGAACUACAUCCUAGUGUUUCUAUUCUUGUGCAUAAGUAUGUGGUACGCUGUGAGUAGUCUUGAGAAAGUAUUUGGAAACAGACACUUUAGACACUUUAGCCUUCAAGACCAUUUCUGUGACCUAGGUCCCACCCCCCCAUAGAGGGCUGACCAUGAGCAUUACGACAAACUACACUCAACCAACGCUACAUUAGUCCUUAGACUUUCUCUUAUGUAUUAGUGUUGUUUACUCAUGAAAUAAACUCCCAAGUCAAACGCU
Molecule: messenger RNA, 2232 nt
Organism: Doryrhamphus excisus (bluestripe pipefish)
Lineage: Eukaryota; Metazoa; Chordata; Actinopteri; Syngnathiformes; Syngnathidae
Gene: lin7b
Product: lin-7 homolog B (C. elegans)
Molecular function (GO): protein binding
Source: RefSeq, a predicted model, not a curated record